CUCACCUCCAGGAGCUGACAUGGACCCUAAUCCUCGGGCAGCGCUGGAACGCCAGCAGCUCCGCCUCAGGGAGCGGCAGAAAUUCUUCGAGGACAUUUUACAGCCAGAGACAGAGUUUGUCUUCCCCUUGUCCCACCUGCAUCUUGAGUCUCGGAGACCUCCUAUCGGCAGUAUCUCAUCCAUGGAAGUUAACGUGGACACGCUAGAACAAGUGGAAUUUAUUGACCUUGGGGAUCAAGACGGAGCGGAUGUGUUCUUGCCUUGUGAAGAUCCUCCUCCCACCCCCCAGACAGCUGGGGUGGAUGACCAUCCAGAGGAGCUGAGCCUGCUGGUGCCCACGUCUGACAGAACCACGUCUCGAACCUCAUCCUCGUCCUCUGACUCCUCCACAAACCUGCACAGCCCGAAUCCAAGUGAUGGUGGCGCUGAUACACCUUUGGCACAGUCUGACGAGGAGGACAAUGGGGCUGAUGGAGGGGCUGAGCCUGGGGCCUGCAGCUAG
Molecule: messenger RNA, 502 nt
Organism: Elephantulus edwardii (Cape elephant shrew)
Lineage: Eukaryota; Metazoa; Chordata; Mammalia; Macroscelidea; Macroscelididae
Gene: DBNDD2
Product: dysbindin (dystrobrevin binding protein 1) domain containing 2
Exons: 3
Coding region: 20-502 (160 amino acids)
Biological process (GO): negative regulation of protein kinase activity
Cellular component (GO): cytoplasm
Source: RefSeq, a predicted model, not a curated record